This is a messenger RNA of Aspergillus udagawae, 1245 nucleotides long. Its product is annotated as RTA1 domain-containing protein. The coding region runs from base 1 to 1245 and encodes 414 amino acids. The transcript is spliced from 2 exons. Gene Ontology annotation, cellular component: membrane. Lineage: Eukaryota; Fungi; Ascomycota; Eurotiomycetes; Eurotiales; Aspergillaceae. The record is from RefSeq and is a predicted model, not a curated record.
AUGCGUCUGCAAGUGUCGUUACUUUAUCUGUUGCUCAUUUCUGCAAUUGGAGUGCUUGCUGUGCCUGCGCCGACUCCUGCGCCGACUCCUGCGCCGAUUUCUGCUCCCACUCUUGCUCCGACUACAACUGACGUCGCCAGUCUCCAGCAGAGAGCCCCAGAUGAUUAUGACCCCCAUAUCACAAUUGACAUUCCCACGAUCAAGCCCUUCAGUCUGUCGCUGGAUCUGCCUUCCAACACCUGCACACCUACCGUUACUCCCGAUGCGAAUGGCUACGUGCCGCCGAGCGAGUGCAAUGCCCUCUACCAGUACUACCCUUCCUUUGGCGCUGCACUCGCCUUUUCCGUCCUCUUCGGUAUCCUGAUGAUCGCGCAUUUUGUCCAGGCCACUGUUCACAAGGCAGGGUUCGUCUGGGUCAUCUUGAUGAGUGCGGCAUGGGAGUGUAUCGGGUUCCUGACACGCACACUGAGUACGCGGAAUCAGCAGGACACUACUCUUGCCACAAUCACUCAGUUGUUCAUUCUUCUGUCUCCAUUGUGGGUCAAUGCAUUCGACUACAUGGUUCUGGCUCGGAUGAUCCAUUUCUUUCUACCGGACCGUCGAAUAGGCAUCUUCAAUCCCUCCCUGCUCGCCAUGAUCUUUGUCCUCUUGGACCUGGGAUCCUUCGUUAUCCAAUUGAUUGGAGGUGGCAUGGCUGGGCCCGGGGCGGAUCAAGCCACGAUGAUGAAGGGUGUUCACAUCUACAUGGGGGGCAUUGGUAUCCAACAGUUCUUCAUUGUUCUCUUCCUCUUUAUCGCAGUCCAAUUUCACCGCCAGAUGCUCCACCUAGAUCGCCAGGGAAGACUGGUCGGAAUCAAGACGAAAUGGAGAGGCUUACUGUAUGCGUUAUACGCGAGUCUGCUGUUCAUUACUGUGCGCAUCAUCUAUCGGCUGGUGGAAUUCUCCUCAGGGACCGACGCUUCAAACCCCAUUCCACGGCACGAAUGGUACUUGUACGUUUUCGACGCAGUGCCCAUGUGGUUUGCCAUUAUGGUCUGGAACGUGGUACAUCCCGGGGCCAUCAUCAGAGGUCCCGACGCAAAGAUGCCCCCAAGCCCUCUGCGCAAGAUCUUUUGCUGCGCAUGCUGUUGUUCCUGCUGCAAAAAGCGAAAGCACAAGGACAUGCAGAAGAUCCCGACUAAUGACCACCUAGGAGGAGACGAGAUGUUGCCACUGCGUGAGCGGGCGGCAUCCCCUUACAGAUGA